Lactuca saligna is the source of this 366-nucleotide messenger RNA. The record is from the annotation of a GenBank genome assembly. NCBI's taxonomy places the organism in Eukaryota, Viridiplantae, Streptophyta, Magnoliopsida, Asterales, Asteraceae.
AUGGUGUUCAAACAAGAACAACAGCUGAGCAGAGCCACCUUUGAUUCAAGGAGUGGGUUAAAGAACCAGGGUUCGAUUUCAGCUACCUGUCCUCUUCCAGAAUUGAUAAGACAAGGCGAACCAAGACAUGUUUUAACAACAUGGUGGUUGCUAGCUAAUGGAGGGCCAAUCGAAUGGGGUAACACCUUGAUUCAAUCAAAACUUGUCCCGGUCGUCUAUGGGAUCUCAGUCGUAACUACCUCAAUGGAACUUUACCUCCCCCAAUGGGCUACUAUGCGUUUGGUUGACCUCUCUCUCAUGGUAAACAAAUUAUCCGGCCCAUUUCCAAGAGUUCUCAGCAGAAUAACUACCCUUGUAAAUCUGUAG